This is a messenger RNA of Cherax quadricarinatus, 10180 nucleotides long. Its product is annotated as zinc finger CCCH domain-containing protein 10. Gene Ontology annotation, biological process: regulation of RNA splicing. NCBI's taxonomy places the organism in Eukaryota, Metazoa, Arthropoda, Malacostraca, Decapoda, Parastacidae. The record is from RefSeq and is a predicted model, not a curated record. Gene Ontology annotation, molecular function: RNA binding; metal ion binding.
UGGCUGUCUGUCUGGCUGUCUAGCCAACCAGGCUGGCUGUCUGUCUGGCUGUCUAGCCAGCCUGGCUGGCUGGCUGGCUGUCAGGCUGUCUAGCCAGCCAGGCUGGCUGGCCACGCAGCCAUAUUGUAAACAAUUGUUUCUUCCUAUAAGCGUGACUGGCAGCAUCAUGAAAUGGUUGAGGGAAUGAAUGGUCACGCUAAGGAUGAGGGAAGUGGAGGUGGUACAGGAGAUGAUGAUAAUAUUUGCCGUGACUUCUUAAGGAAUGUUUGUCGACGCGGAAAGCGAUGCAAGUUCCGCCAUCCUGAUGAUGGUGAACAGGGACCUCAAGGAUUAACUCAGAUUAAGGCUGAUUUAACCUUCUGUCAUGAUUACCAAAAUGGACAUUGUACACGUCCAAUGUGUAGAUUUAUUCAUUGUACAUGUGAGGAUGAAGACUAUUAUCUACGCACUGGAGAUAUUCCUCCACAUGUUCUUGAUCAGGCCAUUCGCAAGGGACAGCUUGGAGAUGUUACACUCAAUGGGGAUGUUCCCAUUUGCAAGGACUAUCUAAUGGGAGAAUGUUCAAGACGAAGAGGUGGUAAGUGCAAGUUUCGACAUCUGACCCAAAGGGAAUAUGAGCAAGAGAUAUAUGGAACCAACCAUGGAGAUAUUGACCAAGGAGCCAACCAUUAUGAACAUUCAGGCAACCCUGACCGGCUUGGAAGCUUGGGUCCACCAGACCCAAAGCGACACAGGCUGGAACCCAAACUUCUUCCAAUUGAUUUUCAAAGAGAAGGAGAAUUUUUGCUUCCCAUGGAAGAGAUAGGAAGGGACAUUCUUGGUAGGGAUAUCAGUUUGAGAGAAUUCCGAGAUAGGGAUCGUGAACGAGAUAAGGAACGAGAUAGAAGGGGGUUGGAAGAGAUUCUCCUCAUGAGGAAGCAAAUGGAUAAUCUGAAGAAGGAAAAUACAUCACUCAAAAAAGAAGUUUCAGACCUUAGAGCAACUAAUGAGUUUCUUCUGGAUCAGGUAACAACUUUGCGACUGAGCAAGGCAGGCGGCAGUAUGACUGCAGUUACAGUUCCUGCAGUAAGUUUACCCUCCACUAUUCCUGUGGCAACCAGCGUUCAGCCUCUCACUGCUGCUCGGCUUUCUCAGCCAAUGCCCAUAACUUCUGAUGGAUCUGUAGUAGCACUACCUCCAGGCCCACCUCGACCGCCUCCCCCUCCACAAGCUCCACAGCAAGCACCUCCUCAAUCAAUGGCUCCAUCACAAGCAGUGGGAGUGGCACCUCCAGGCCCUGCUGUUGUAGGCUCAGUAGGUGGGGUUCAGGUGUCUCUGGCUCAAGUGUCCACAGUAUCUCUCAAUCCACAGAUUGCUCCAGCCACUUCCAUGACCCCCUCCAUGGCUCCACCAUCUGCUCAGAGCAUGGCACAGGCAAUAUCAAUGAGUGGAGCUACAGGUCACUUAGUUUCAUACCCCAUUAUGACUCAGCCAGGGCUUAGACCUCAGCUCCAAUGAAGCCAGGCCAGCCGUGGCCCGGUCACGGUGUCGUCAACAGUUGUCUCAUCGAGCAUUGUCCCUGUGUCUGAUGUUGCUACUCACAUCCUUCCUUCCACAUAUGUAACCAUUUGGGGUCAUCCCAGUCAACAGGGAUCAUUAUAAAUUCAUAAAUCAUUUUUAAAGGCGAACAUUUCAAAUUAAAUAUUUACCCUAUGCACUUGUUUUCACAUUUUUGUGCUAACAUUCAAUAAAAAUUGAAUAAUCCAAAAAAUUUAUAUGGAAUCUAAUCAUAAUAAUGUAGAUGUUAAGUACAUACAUUGGUUGUUUUUCAAUCCCAUUUGUUUAUUUGGAAGCAAAUUUUCUUGAGAACUAAAAUUAAUGUUUACAUACUUUUUUAUUAGAAUGUUCGUCUGUACAAUAUUUUGUUUCAUUUUCAUAUUGAGAGUUGAGUAAAAGUGAAUGUUGUAUUCACUUUUUCUGAAAUUUAAGUAAUGAUAUUACAUUGUAAAUAGAGAGGCAGGUUAAUCAGUUGUACUUUUCAUGGUAAUUUGAUUGAAAGCAGUGUGCAGUAAUACCUCUCAUUAAUGGAUUUAUGCAUUUUCAGAGAAAAAACUGGCUGGACAAACUUUCUAAUUAUUGAACAAAAGUCUAUAAUUCUGCAUUUUGUCAGUAGCAAUAAUGUCCAGUUGUCUUCCGAAGUAUCGGACUAAGUCUUUUAACUUUGACGUGUGUUCAGUAUUGGUCAUAACAGUCACAUCAAGGGCACAACAUUUGUUUGGCACUUGCCACAGUGGCCAUGUCCAAGAGCUGUCCAUUUUCUUUGUUCACUGACCUGUGGGGCACCAGUGCCAGUUUGUUUGUGUUCACCAAUGCCUACACUCAUCAUUCAGGCUCUAAUUUUCCCUGGAUUUAGAGCAUUUUAUGUGACUUUUUUAACAUACGUAUUUAAGUAAAGUGCAAGUAACAAUGGCUUCUAAAGCAAGUGGUGGUGCCAAGAGAAAAUGUGUGGCUCUCAGUGUUAAGGAGAAACUUUAAUUAUUAAAGAAGGUUGAGUCUGGUAUCUCAGUGGCAUGGGUGUGCGAGGAAUAUGAUGUUAAGAAACAGCGUCUGAUAUCUGCAGAAGCAAGAAAAAUUUACACUUGUGCUUUUAACCUGUUCAUCUUUCAUCAAUUUCCGAACUAUUUUCAUCUUAGCCAUCUACGUCUUCUUAGCCAUCUACAUCAUCUCGGCCAUCUACAUUAUUUUCACUGGUAGAGCUUUACAUUUCCUUUAACCCAUUAGAAGUUAUUUUGAGUUUCCACUAUCGAUCAUGGCAGUUUACACCUCAUCUCUCCACCAGGAAAGGUAAACAAAAUUACUGCAAAUUAUGGAGCGUACUAUAAAAUUAAUAUACAGUACAUUACUAUGCUGUAGUACUACAGGUUACAAUACCUAUAUUCUUAGUGUCCAAUUGUCUUCUGCAUUAGCAGACCAAGUCCACUACUUCAGAAGACAACCAGACAAUCAUGAAAUAUUUAUUCCAUAAUUUGAGAGUUAUGGACAUUUGGCAUUAUUGUACACUCCUUCCCCCAAUUAGUCUGUUCAUGAGAGGUCGUAGUGUACUUUAAAUUUUAGAAAUACAGUAUAAUAGUUUUUCUGAGGUGCUUCUGUAGUAAUUGUAUUGCAUUUUUUCACUUGGAAUUAUUCAUUUACCAUAUACAGAUGAUGAAGAAUUAGAAACAUGUGCAACAUCUGGGUAUCUUUAUUUGUAGAAGGUUUGCCAACCAGUGGCUUUAUCAGUACGGUACAAGGACAUAAUGUGAAGAAUUAUAUGUAUACAAAAGAUGAGGUAAUCAGUGCCUCAUCUUUUAUAUAUAAUUCUUCACAUUAAGUCCUUGUAUUGUAUUGAUAAAGCCACUGGUUGGUGAAGCAUCUACAAAUAAAGAUACCCAGAUGUUGCACGUGUCUAAUUCUUCAUCUUGUCGGUAUUGCAUACCAUUGAUGUAUAACCAUCAUAUACAAUAAACCCUAGAUUUAAUGGAUCUCAAUUUGAUGGACUUUGGAAGUACAUAUGGUACAAAACCUGCUUGGUCAUUUGAUUUGGAAACGGUGGAUAAAGUCCAUUGUUUACAGAAUUGUCCAUUUUUACGAGCCUGGCCCAUGGCCGUGCUCCGAGAGUAGUAAGACUCUCGAAACUCAUCAAAGGUUAUUACAAUAAUAAAAAAAAAAGCAAUCUCAUUUCUAUCCACCACAGUCAUCAUUACCAGCCACUCUCUCCUCCCCAUUAAUUCAUUUCAUUGAGGGUUUGCUAUAUAUACUGUAUAUGUAAGUAUGAAUAUGAAAAGUGAGAAACUAUGUGGAGAGAGACUUUAUAACCAGGUUAGAGAGCUCUGUAUGAUUCGGUUUGAUUAAAUUUGAGACACACUUCACAUCUUUACCCUUAAGGGAGGUUGACCUGGAUAUGAUUUCUGAGGUCAUUUUCUAUCUCCCUUUUCCCUUCUCUCCCAGCCCAGUCCCAGACCAGGCCUCCUGAUGGAUGGCCUAAUCAGUCAGGCUUUUAGUGCUAUCCACAUGCAGUCCAACUUAUUCACUGGUGAAGGAUUCCUGAUCUAAGGAAUUGAACCUGACUUCCCUUCACUUGGAUGAGAUCUGUAUGGCUUUGAUUGCCCAAGGUGCUGUAUUACCCCUGAGGAUUUUGCACUUUCUUUAAAGAUAAAAUAUUAAUUCAUACCCCUUUCAUCUGCUGAAGAGUCUGUUUCAACUUUCUGUCCAAGUGGGUUUUCAUUUUUCAUCAGUCAAUGUGAACAAGAUAGCUUUUAUGAAGGGAUUCAGCAAAAACCAGUUAAAUGAACUUGAGUUCUGGAAGUGGGAAGGGCAGUGCCUGCACUGCCCUUUCCACUCUCAGUUGCAUCUGGGGGGAUAAACUGAGUGUGAUAUCAGUACACUUGUGAUAAGACAAAGAUUGAAUGAAAGUGGUGAAUGCAUUUCCUUCUUUGGGUCACUCUACCUUGAUGGGAGAUGGCUGUUGAGGUAGAGUUUCUCAGACAAUUUCACACUACCAUAGCAGUGGAGAGCUCUAGCUUGGGCUUCUUUGAAGCCAUCAUGAAUGACUUAAUACAGUUAUUUACAACUGUGUCAUUACGACACAUUCUGGUGUGAAAUUCAUCUGUAGAAACAUGCAUUUGUGAUUACAGUGGGGCCCAAUCUAACCUUCUUACCAUGUGUAGAAAUACACCUAGUCAAAUGAAUCUUAUUAGGCCAUCAUGGUACAGUGGAUAGUGUACUGGUCUUCUAGUUUUAGGACUGGCUUACCAUGAGUUUAAACUUUCCAUUCAGUGAUUUGUUUACAAUCUUGUCAUUGCAGUUUCACAAGUCUGAGAAACAUUUGUUGAGUUUGCCUCUGCUAUUAUUAUCGUGGGGAAGAUACAUCAAAAUGCCAGCUUUAGGAAAAUGUGUUGUUUAUGUAAUUCCUACAAGGCUAGCAGCUUGCCCCCUCUUGACGGCUUGGCUAGAUAAACAUCAUAAAAUAGUAGCAGGUUGUGCUAUGCCUUCAUUUUGGUUAAGCAUCUACAAUAGAGGAACCUCCAUUCAAUUUUAUCAAGUUGUUUUGGGGAUAUGUUGGAGGGUUUUGAUAGUAGUAGCUUUGUAUAUACAGUAUUAGAUCAUCUAAUAAUAUGCCUUCAUCCAGGAAACCCAUCAUGUUGACAGAUAAACCCUUUACUGUUUAGGCUAUGUGAUCAUCCAGAAGGUUGUCGUGUGUUUCUCUCAGCAUUGCUAGUUGUGCAAUUAUAAUGGCCAUAUGCUGGCCCCUGACUGGCAUCCAUUCCAUUAGCUAAGAUAUAUGGAAGAUGGAUGACAUGGUGGUUGAAAUAGGAGCUCAGGGCCAGGGGACUAUCUUCUUUUUGUCAGUCAGCCUCAGUGAGACAUGGUAGAGCAGGUUGAGGGUUAGAACUGGCUAAAACAGCACUUGCUUGCCUAGAUAUUAACUUUUUUCUACACUUUGGCUAACUUAAUUUUUAUGGGUUCAUUGUGCAUAGUGUUGGGGAUAAGGGUAUGAGGCAGUGGUGUUUCAUGGGUGGUAUGCAGAAUGUGCAUUCCCACAUGCAUACAUACGUACAUACAUUACAUACAUGUGUGGUUCUCUUAAUAAAUGUUAAAUUUAAAGAAAAUUAAUAUGUUUAAUACAGUAAGCCCUCCAAGUUAAUGGGAACUGCAUCCAUAUAAUAAGUCACAUGCAGAAAUUGCUAAUGUGGAUACUAUACCUUGAAUCAAUGUUGAAAGGUGAGUUAGGUUUAUAGUUUGGAUAGAACAUUUUGGGAAUAGAAAAUGUCCAGUAAUUUCAAACUUGUAUCAAUAUUUUCACUUCUUUUCAGUAGAUUCUCCUUUCCUACUUAUUUUGUGCUUAAAAGACAUGAUGCAAGAUAGUAGAGCAGUAUGUAAAUAACAGCACAGUAUUACAGUAGCAGGUAUGGUUAUGGAGCACCAUUUGUGAGUUGAACUACUAGAGUAAUGCAGGUUGAGUAAAACAAACGACUGUGGCUACCAGACAUGAACACAAAAUUGACAAUAGGGCAAACUACAUGUUUCUUGUAUUGCUAAACUGUUAAUAUUUCAUAAAAUAUUAAGUGAAAUACAUUCAUGUAACACAUUAUUGCCAUUUGUACAUAAUAUAAAAUAAAAUUUGGUUUACACAAUAACCAUACUGCUAAUCAGAAGGCUGUGAAAACAAGGGAUUGCUUUAUAAUAAUUAAAAGUGCUAGAUAUUUCUUUUGGAUUCUGUUAAUAAUGAAAGAUUUUGCACCUAUAUCCUUCCAUAUUUAAGCCUUGCAUUACUUGUGAUUAAAUGAAUACAGUUUGUUAAUGCAAAAGGAAAUUUGCUUCAGAAUUGAUGCUUAUCUUAAUAUCAGAUACAUCAUUUGAAUUAGUAUAAGUAGUAAUGAGAAAGUAGCAGCAGUAAUGAUAAAACCAGUUGUACUAUUACUACUCUCUCUACAGUUACUUUUACCACUUGGUCUACCAUUGCCACUACUGUUACUUCCUCAUUACAACUAUUACUGCUACUGUUACUACUAUACUACUACUACUAUAUUAUUACUGCUACUACUAUUACUUCUACUACUAUUACUAAUACCACUAUUUCUACCACUAUUUCUACUACUACUAUUUCUACUAUCUACUACUUUUACUACUGUGCUUCUGCCAUCCCGUAUGAAAUUUAUUUCUGUUCCAGUAAUUUAGGUAUAGUAUUAUUAUAAUUCCUCUUGACUGUCUUAGCUGCACUUUACUCCCUGAUUUUGUUGUGGGUUUAUGGUUAUUACUCUGGGAUAUAAUGAUAAUUAAAACAUUGAAUAUAUGGAUGUAAGACAUGUGUAAGAAAGAGACCAGUUGGCUUAUUCCAGAAUAAACAGUCUAAUGGUUAUGUGGCCUGACAGCUUUAUUAGUAAACUACUUCCAAACCAGUCCAUUAGAAUAGCAAUAGAACUAAAAAGCAUUUUGAGAGAGAGGGAACAAACUGUGUGUGAACACUUGUAAUAGAUUUCAUACAUGUUUAUCCCAACAUUAUUCUUGCAUGAUUUUCUCAGAAUUGGUUAUGUUAGUGUCUUCAUAACCUACACUGUAUUACUUUUCUGUCUACUGUACAGUACUAUAUAGUUUUGUAAGGGCUGAUAACUGCUGCUAUUUCUCAUUAAGGUAAUUGAAGUCUCAUUAAUCAGAAAAAUUGCGAGAAUGUUACUUGCUGUAGUAUAUAGUGUGUACAUUCAAAACUCUGUCAAGGUUCUUUGGUAUAAAAUGCAGACAUGCAAAGCUUUGUCAAGGUGCUGUAGUGUUUAGUGCAGACACAAAGCUUUGUCAAGGUUUUUGAGUUGCCUACACUUUAUUCUCAGGGUUAUUACCCAGUUGAUAAGAAAUGUAAUUAAGAUUUUUUUAUACUAUGAUACUAACAUUGCACAGUAUUUCUAAGGAUGGUAAUAUUUAUGUAGCAAGCUCUCAUGUAUUGUACAUGCUGGGUUCAGUAUACAAGUUAGCAUUAAAACCUUUUUCAGUAUGUUCAAAAGAGCAUUCAUCAUUCUUUAUCAUCUUAAGUGUGUUUACUAUAGCCCUAAGAUUUGAAGGUGUGGGUAUGAUCAUUAUCUGUGAUUUUUUUUAUGUAGUCUCUGUAACAUUCACAGUGAAAGAGAAACUGAGCACGUGAGACAAAUGAUAGAUACAAUAGAUUGCUUAAGAUCAAUGUGUGUACUACACAAUGGUCUUACAUGGAAGUGCAAAAAAUAUUUACUUUGGUAGAUACAUGCAUAAAAGUAGCUAGAAUACCUUGCCCAUAUUAAUUUUAUUAUUAUGCAAUCUUGCAAUUAAGUUACAGUAAUAAACAAGAAAGUAUUUACCACAUCAGUUGUCUCUCGUCAAGGUAGAGAAAGUAUUGUUUGGGAAAAUCCCAGUUUUUAGUGUUACAGUACUGAUAAAUUUUGUAAAUAUUAAAAUAUAUUUUAAGUACAGUACUUAGAGCAUUGCUAUGAUGUGUUAUUUCCUCCCUUUAGUAAAUCCUCCACCAGACACUGUUAGCAUCCAUAACAAAAUGUGUAUGUUUGAGUUACGGUACACAUUGGUGAGCAUGUUACUAUGUCAUUAUCAGACAAAUGCUGAAGAUAAGUAAAGGGCUCCUGAUCCAGUUGGAGAUAGGUAUCUUUACCUCCCAUUUUCUAGGCAUUAUAUGAAUCUUGUGAUUAUAGUACUUCACUAGUGAUAUAAUAUGUACAGUAAUAAUAAUACUUUAUAUGACUGAUGUCAUUUGUUUUGUAGAUAGUUUACACUGUUUCAUGAUUUUUGUGUUUUGACACCCACUGUCUCCCGCUGAGGUAGGGUGACUAAAAAAGAAACACAUUCAUCAUCAUUCAUUCAGUUUCUGCCUUACUAGAAGUGCCCAGACAUCACAAUUCGAAUGAUUCUGAACAGCAUCAUCUCUAUCCUCACCUCCUGGACUCAGGUCUGGCUAACCAAUUUCAUUGAAUCCCUUCAUAAAUACUACCUUGCUCACACCAAAAGUGCAUCAUCAUAAAAAACUAUGUGUCUCCACUCUACCGUAACACGAGCUUGCGAGAUGCUAAGCCCCCUCUUUACCCUUCCCCUCCAACCCUUUCUGAGAUGACCUCUACCCUCUCCUUCCACCCAUGAUUUAUACAUCCUCUUGAGCUUCAACCCAAGCCACCUCAACAACCCUCCUCAGCUCUGAAUUAUACCUUUGGUAAUCCCACGCUAUCUACAGUAAUUUGUACUUCGGGUUGGAGUUUUUUAAUAUUAUCCACAUUACACAUUGCUGUCAAACAUUUUGGUGGUAUGUCUUUAGAAACAAUUGUAAUUACUGUAAUGGUCUUUAAAUACAUUACUUGAAAUGGUUGAAGCUGAAACAAGAAUAUAAGGAAAGUAUGGACUGUGACAUCAUUGCUUUCAUAGAAGUAAUGGUAAUUAUUGCAUUUGUAUAGUUUCUGUGCAAAAUAUAUAGCAGAAAACCAUGGCUUUCUAGAGAACAUUUAUUCAUAUUUUAUGUAAUUUUUUACGGCUUAUGGGAAAAAUCUUUGAUAGCUUCACCUUCUUAUACGAUUAAAAGCUGAGUAUCACAGAGCACCUGUCAGUGAAAUACAGAAUUUCUGUGCAGAACAGUGUUCCUCAAUAGAUUUUUUGUUAAAGAUCCAGUUAGUCUUAUCCUAUUUUAUGAAUGUAUUACAGUGGUUAACUGAUUGCCAUUGACAAUACAUUUUUGUAAAUUUCUGUACCAAUAUGUUGAGACCAAUGCUCAAAAUUUACAUAUUCAUACUGUAUAAUUUUUUACAAUAUUUAAGUUAUAGAUGCCAUUUUUCUUAUUUGUGGUCCUCUUCAUAUUUUUGUCUGUGGCCUUUAUGUGCUCACACCCUUCAAGGGAGGUGGUGCCUUGAUAUUGGUGAAAGGCUCUUCAUCCAAGGGAUUGGAGCUACCUUUUCCUUCCUCGGAUCAAAUUUAAUUAUACAUCUUCCAUCCCCCAGACACAGUCUCCACCCCCCCCCCCCACAGGUUUAGUGGCUAAUGAAUAUUAUUUUUAUGUACUCACGCAUGUGUAGGACUGGAUAUUUAUUGUCUUUUCUACUGUACUGUACUGGGUAUUUGUAACAAAAAUUAUUAGACACUGGUAUUACCUGUAUUUUGUCUAGUACUUUGUACACAUACAGCCUACUGUGUAAGAAAAUAUCUUGUAACAGUAGCAACCCUGGCAUUUUUAAUGCCCUGGAUGAGGUCAUACAAAAUUCUCCCCUCCAUCCUCUGUCAACAGCAAACCCGUCCUCCUCCCCCAUAUCCCCCAGUGCAUAAUCUCUGCCACAGUAAAAUACACUGAGCACACACUGUUUUUAAAACACCAAACACCUCCAUGUAUUGUUCUGAGCUUCAAUUAAGAACAGGUUGAGUUGAAACAAAAACUACAAAUAUAUCUUUUAUAAAUAAUAAUGGAACAUUUAAUAAAGACUCCAAAAUAUAUUGCUAACAAGUAUAAAUAUUUCAGGAAUACGUAUGUUAAUUUCAUGAUGGCUCAAUGAUUUUCGAAUAAUCACAGCAAGAAAAUAUAAGCUUGGGUUGUGUGGCAGAACUUUCGUUUGUCAAAUAAACCAAGUCUGCAAGCUCAGGCAAAUUACUAAGGAUUUUUUUAUAUAUAAAUCUGUAAAUAUUGUACAUUUCAUCAUAAUACACAAAAUUUUCC